This is a messenger RNA of Verticillium alfalfae VaMs.102, 648 nucleotides long. RefSeq lists its product as hypothetical. The coding region runs from base 1 to 648 and encodes 215 amino acids. The record is from RefSeq and is a predicted model, not a curated record. NCBI's taxonomy places the organism in Eukaryota, Fungi, Ascomycota, Sordariomycetes, Glomerellales, Plectosphaerellaceae. The transcript has 2 exons.
AUGGUCCUCACCAUGUGCUGGCAGCCCGCCGGGUCGCACGGCGAGGCCGGCGACGGCCAGCCCGUGGCCCUGACGCCCGGCGCCCUCGAUCUCUUCGUCUUCAUCCGCGGCGUCUGGGCCGUCAUGGAGCCGUCCGAGGCCCAGAUUCUCGAAACGCCGCUGGCGCCGCUGGCCGGCAACGGCCUGUCACAUCGGCUCGAUCCGAGCAGCUUCAACAAAUCCACGCUGCGCUUCUCCAUCCUGCCCGAAGACAUGUUCGACGCCCUCGACGACACGUCGACCUUUUACGAGACGACCCUCGACGGACCCAGCCGGCACGACUACGUCCACGCCGUGCACCUGCUGCGGCGCGCCGUGUGGUUGGUCGCCGGCGCCGGCGCGCAGCCCGAGUCGCACAUGAUCAUGUUCAUCCCCUACCGGGUCGAGGACAACCUGCGCCUCGACAUCAUCGCGUGCCGGCCGCACGCCAUGGUCUUCCUGGCGCACUUUGCCGUGCUGCUGCGCGCGUUCGAGACGCGGUUCUGGUACUUUGGCGGGCUGGCGAAGCGCAUGUUCGCCGUCGUUGACGAGAGCCUCUCGCGGUUCCCGGUGCAUUUGGAUGCCGUGCUGUGGCAGAGGAGACAUGUAUUUGAGAGCUACGAGUCAUAG